Laccaria bicolor S238N-H82 is the source of this 981-nucleotide messenger RNA. RefSeq lists its product as uncharacterized. The transcript has 5 exons. The record is from RefSeq and is a predicted model, not a curated record. Bases 1 to 981 code for a protein of 326 amino acids. NCBI's taxonomy places the organism in Eukaryota, Fungi, Basidiomycota, Agaricomycetes, Agaricales, Hydnangiaceae.
AUGGGUUUUUCACGCAGCCAUGAGAACAAACUCAUCACCUUUGAAGACCACAGCGGUGACUUUAUCUCUGGCUCCAGUCGCAAGAGGCCUCGUAGUAUUCCUCUCCCGAAUCCUCACUACCUUGCCAUCCAUGCUGCGAUCGCUGGAAUUUUGCACAUGAGUGGUGCUGGGAAAUUUUUCAAUGAGCUUUUGAAGGAGUACAAAUACAAGAAGGGCAAUGAAAAGGCAACCGUGAAUCUCCAUGCUGUUAUGAGCGCCAUGCUCACAUGCGUAGAAGAAUGUGGAGGAGAGAGUGGAAAACGCUAUGUCGCGUCGGCAAUCAUAUCCUGUGGCCGCAAAGGCGACGACAAUACAAUCGAACUACUCGCCGCUCUUGGAACCACUUGGCUGACCCAUCUACUAUUUAUCUAUAAAUUUCAACGCCUUGUGUCAGAACGAGCAGAAACCACGAAACGCAGCUCAAUGAAGAACCUGCCAUCUCGUUUGGCUACCCCGACUCUGAAUUGUACGACCUCGGAAGAUAGGGAAAGAUCUAGGAACAGGCGUCGCGCGUUUAAGAAAUAUAUAAUGGUCCGGGACGGCUACACGUAUGUCAUAAUUGGGCGUCAAGACCUAUCACACCCCUCACCAGAUCCAACCUCUGAUUUUUAUCCCGUCUCCUUGGAAGUGUGCCACAACCUUCCCAGAGUAAUAAGCAGCUUUGACAAUGACCGCAAGUCAGACUCUACAUGCAUUUCGCUCAUAAGAGACCGUUUCCUCUGCAUUCAGUUUACAUCUGCUGUCACAUCAUUUGACAUCCUCGCGAAUUUUACUGGCCUUCCUGUUACAGUGCUGGAUGAACUGCAUGGAACUUUGGAUGACCCAUCGAAUGGGUUGCUGCUUGCGGGUGAUGCGCAUAAGGCUUUUGAUCAGUUUUAUUGGUGCUUAAAACCAACAGAGGUCAGGUUUAUGGUUUUCGAUCUGCUUCCAGGUAGCUCAUAA